CUCCGCCUGAUCCUUUUCAUUUUUGCGGAACCAGUGUCGUGUCGGCUUCCCACCUCCGGCAAGGGUUACGACUUCCGAUAUGGAGAUCCUUCAUGCAGACUGCAAAUUGAAGAAACAUUGUAAAGUAUUAUGACAAAAGUUCUUUCUUUUCCAGGUUUUCAUGGUUUUAACACUACAUGAAUAUGUAGAGUCCAUGAAAUUUGAGGUUCUGGAAAAAGUUUGCAGUCGUGAGCAAUUGGAACUAGGGUACCAUCAAUUCUGCUUCGAAACCCAGAAAUAGAAAAACUGGUAUUUUUUCUACUGAACUACCAGUCCAAAACUGGGAGAUUCGCACAGAGAGCGAAUAGGGAAUCGCAGGAACGAGUAUAUCGCCUGUGUCGGCGCUGCAGCAGCUUAUGUCGUCCUCGAUGAUGAACUCGUUCAGAGUUGCUGCCGUGACUGAUCGGUUGCUCUCGCACCUGCAGUCUGGCCGUGAGAGCAAUGCUAAGGAGAUUUUCAAUCUCUGCCUCUCCCUAGCCAGAGGUAUUGAUUUUGCACUUGCAAACAACGAGAUACCAGAUAAAGCUGAAGAGUUGCCGCGCUUAUUGAAACAGAUAUGCCAACGUAAACAUGAUCUGUUCUUACAAGCUGCUGUCAUGGUGUUGAUGAUUUCUGUUAAGAAUGCAUGUAAGAUUGGAUGGUUUUUAGAGAUGGAAUCUCAAGAACUUCUUACUCUUGCAAACGAGAUAGGAAGCCAUUUCUGCAGUACAGGAGACGUUCAAAUUGGACCAAGCGAUUUUCCUUCCACGAUGUCAAUGAUUAUGGGCAGGUUCUAUCCACUAAUGAAGAUGGGUCAAAUAUUGGCUUCUCUCGAAGUUAAGCCUGGAUAUGGAGCAUAUGUGGUUGAUUUCCAUAUAUCAAAGACUAUAAGACAUUCUCCACAGGAGAAAAUACGUUUACUUGUAGUGCAAACAGACUAUACAGAGACAUCUGCUUGUAUCAUAAGUCCUCAACAAGUGAACUUUCUUUUAAAUGGAAAGGGAGUAGAAAGAAGAAGUGGUGCUUUAGUGGACCAUGGUCCACAAAUUCCAACAAAUGUUACUGGAAUGCUCAAGUAUGGAACGAACCUUCUUCAAGCUGUGGGCCAGUUCAAUGGUCAUUGUAUCAUAGUUAUUGCCUUCAUGGGCUUCUCAUCAUUACCUCAAGCUCCUCUGCUAGAAGAUUAUGUUUCGUCUGGAGCUCCUACGAUUGAUUUAGAAAAUGACAUCAUUGAGGGGCCAUCACGAAUAUCCCUCAAGUGUCCUAUAAGCUUCGGGCGCAUUGCAAUUCCUGUUAAAGGCUGCAGAUGCAAGCAUCUUCAGUGUUUUGAUUUUAGUAACUAUGUCGAUAUAAAUUCAAGAAGGCCAUCCUGGCGGUGCCCACAUUGUAAUCAACAUGUAUGCUACACAGAAUUACGUAUUGAUCAAAAUAUGGCCAAGGUCCUGAGAGAGGUGAGAGAGGAUGUUACUGAGAUAAUUAUUUCUGCUGAUGGGUCUUGGAAGGCUGUUCUUGAAAGGGAUGAUAAUGAAGAUGUGGCACAUGAUACGGAACUUCAUCAUUCAAACAAAAAAACAGAGUGUCAAGAAUCUACUAGAGACUCUACUCCUGGUUGUAUCAUCCUGGAUCUUACUAACGAGGAUGAUAAGAUGGACGCUGCAGGCUCUUAUGAAAAUGAAGACAGGAAAACUGUCCAGGCUGAUCUUCAAAAUCCAUCAGCCGUUGCAAAUUUUAUGACACAGUCAGACUCAGAUUUAAACAAUAUUAAUGUUUCUAGCCAAAAUACUGCUCAGAUAGAGGAUGACUUUUGGUCUGACCUUUUCCUUAGUAGUGCAUCUGUCGCCUCCCAUGUUAGGUCAGAUGCACAAAUCAGAAAUAGUACCUCCGAGUCCACUGCUGCGGACUUUCCGAUGCCUCCUGUCUUAACUGAUGCCAUUUCACCUGCUUGCAAUCGAGGAGCUGAGGAACAUGGAAAUAUUAUUCUGACAACCUCGGCCAUGCAAAGUCAAUUUUCAGGUCCCACUAACUUGCAAAAUGAAUAUGGGCGAUCAGCUUCUGCUCCCAGAAAUAUUACAAGGACUCCAGUCGCCGUUCAGGCCCUGCCAGCACUAUCCCAGACUCAAGCUCCAGAACAAAGAGCAAGAAGUAUCUAUACCACGCCAUCUCUUGCUUCUCAAACAUCCCUACCAGUGGCACGUAGUGUAAAUAAUUACAGCAUGGGAUCAGAUGUAGCUUCGUCUUCGGUCCAGCAUCAUACCGCAGCACAGAAUUUGAGUCUUCAAGAUCGUCAAUCAGUGCAACAAGCUACUGGCAUCCAAGCUUCAACUCCAUUCCCUGGUGCUUACAAAUACUUGACUGACUUCCAGAAUCCUCAUCUUCAGCAAGCUCUGAACCUGAGAAUGCCCCAGGGCAGGAACCAAUCUCCAUCCUUGGUCCAGUCAUCUUUUCCACAAACUCAGACACAGCAGGGGGCUAUACAAGUUAGAGUUGGCCAAUCAGGUGGAGCUGGAUAUAGCCAACCUGUCAGGUUUGCAUCUGCAAUUCCGCAAGCUGCUCAGAUGGCUACACAGUCACCAUCAGUACCUGCACAAAUUCAGAUGGUUAGACCAGUGUCUUCAUACCCAAUGAAUCCUGAUGAGGCUAGGGCAUCAAUAGUAGACCAGAGGGGGAGCCUUGGAGGAAGGAUGCACCCUGUUUCAAGAGCUGAUGAUUUGGUAGAUUUGCCAUCAGAACAGAAUUGGCGGCCGGUGAGUCGAAUGCGUGGAAGCCUCUCAGGACGGGCAUAUUCUGCUGCUCUUAGCCAGUUCAUGAAUCUGCCACCCCAACCAGCUCAAGUUUCACAAGCAUCAACAAAUCUUACAUCGCCAACAUCUAGUGUUCCCCCCCACCUUCAGGCAUUUUUUGCAAAUAGGAGUGUUCCACCCCACCUUCAAAGUCAAAACAUUCCAAGGGCUGGUGCUGCUGGUACAAGUGGACUUUCUAAUGUUCUGCCUGGAAAUUCAAUGGGGAUGAAUUGACAUCGAUUUAUACUGAGGACUGGAAGGUCACGUUAAUACUCUGCUUGUCUCACAGGUAAAAAGUUAUCCGAAAACAUUAUUCUUGUUUUCAGGUGUUCGGUGGCGGGAAAACAAAACAAUCAAAGAAAAUGUUUCAAAUUCUACACAAAAAGAAAGCCAUUUGACCCGCAAACACAACCGUGCGCAAAUUUUAUCUUGUCCAACCUAUUCUGAUCGGAUCCUUCUCUUAUGUGGUAUGGUUUGGUGAAAUUGUUAAGAGCUUUGUCAUGCUGUUAUUAGUUAGAUUAGCAUUGAUUGCUAAUAUUAGUAGUUUACAUGGGUCAGUCAUUAGCAUGUGUUUGUAUUAGUAGUCUGUUAACAUGUAAGAAUAGUCCAAGGGUCAUUUGAUGAUUUGAUGAUUGAUUAGUUGAGUCUGUGCUAUUAGCUUUAACAGCAGUUGCUUGUAUUUUAACAAACAAACUUGUUUUUGAGAUGAAAUGAAGAAGAUUCUUCAGUAA
This is a messenger RNA of Tripterygium wilfordii, 3529 nucleotides long. RefSeq names its product E4 SUMO-protein ligase PIAL2-like. The transcript is spliced from 16 exons. Gene Ontology annotation, biological process: protein sumoylation. Lineage: Eukaryota; Viridiplantae; Streptophyta; Magnoliopsida; Celastrales; Celastraceae. Bases 396 to 3032 code for a protein of 878 amino acids. Gene Ontology annotation, molecular function: zinc ion binding; SUMO ligase activity. The record is from RefSeq and is a predicted model, not a curated record.